Messenger RNA from Cornus florida, 630 nucleotides. RefSeq lists its product as uncharacterized. The transcript has a single exon. Gene Ontology annotation, molecular function: double-stranded DNA binding. The coding region runs from base 1 to 630 and encodes 209 amino acids. NCBI's taxonomy places the organism in Eukaryota, Viridiplantae, Streptophyta, Magnoliopsida, Cornales, Cornaceae. Gene Ontology annotation, biological process: chloroplast organization; regulation of DNA-templated transcription. Gene Ontology annotation, cellular component: chloroplast. The record is from RefSeq and is a predicted model, not a curated record.
AUGCCACACAAACCAGACUCUGUUCUCGCAUUCUUCAGCAGCCAUAGAUUCACCGAAACCCAGAUCUCAGUUCUCAUCAGAAGACACCCUCGGGUACUCUUAUCCGAUCCCGAGGAAACCCUUUUUCCCAAAAUCAUAUUUUUCCACUCUAAAGGUGUUUCAACCGAAGACAUUGCCAAAAUAUUGACUGCAAAACCAACUAUUUUGCGCAGAAGUUUGGAAAAUCAUAUAAUACCAUCGUACAAUGUCUUAAAUAAAUUGCUUAAGUCUGAAGAAAAAACAAUUGCAUCUAUUAAACGCAAUGCUGACCUUUUGUUGCAAGAUCUUCACAUAUGUGUGGCACCCAAUAUUGAAGCUCUGAGAGAAUCAGGUGUGCCCGAAUCGAAUAUUGUGACACUCCUUACGAAUCAUCCCAGAGUUUUCAUGACUAGUACUGUUAGGUUUAAGGAGAGUGUGGAGGAAGUAAAGAAAAUGGGUUUCAACCCUGUCACGGUGAAUUUUGCUUUAGCGAUUCGGACACUGAGGCAAAUGAGUAAAUCAACUUGGGAGAAGAAGGUGGAGGUUUACAUGAAGUGGGGUUUGUCUGAGGAUGAGAUUUUAGUGGCUUUUAGGAGCAUCCAUCUUGUAUGA